AUGGAUCCAUCACAAGAAGAGAUCAGUGCCCUCGCAGGCCAGCUAAGUCAACUCGCAAACAGUGUAACCUCGUCGCAAGAUCCCAUGUUCAGGAAACAACAAACCGCCGCUUUGGUCAUGCAAGCAAAGCAGUUGAUUUGGCAAGUCCAGGAUCCGUUCGAUGCGAUCAUGGAUCACAUUGUCAACGGAUACACCAUCGCAGCCUGUCUUGCCUGUUCCAAGCUCGGUGUCUUCGAAGCAGUCCCUCCUGCUGGUACAGCAUCGGUGAAAGAGAUUUCCCAAAGAUGUGAUGCUCCCGAGGAGCUCAUAGUUCGUCUCAUGCGUCAGUUGACAUGUGUCCACAUAUUCAAUGAGGUUCGCUUGGGUGAAUGGGCCCAUAAUAGACUUUCCAUCGCGCACAGUGAACAUGUUGGGGCGAUGAGUGGCAAAUGGCUGUAUACUGUGUCCCUCGACGAGAUGGCACCGGCAACGUAUCGAUUGAAUCAUUAUCUUGGCCGCUUUGGCAAUCAUUCCCUGCUGGACACUUACACAGAGACUCCACAUUCCUGGUACUAUGGCAUGAUGGGCAAGAACUUUUGGGAGGUGCUAAACUCAUCUCAUGACCGUAUGGAAAACUUCAUUCGAGGCCUGGCGCUGUUCGACGCUCUUCAUCCCGUUUUGGCCAUGUUUCCCUUCGCGGAAGUCUUGCAACAUGGCAAUUCGCCGGAUCGCCCGCUCAUGGUCGACAUAGGCGGCGGUAGAGGCCUUGCAUUGCUUGAAAUACGGAAAGGAUGCCCAAACCUUCAGGGUGAAUUGAUCCUCCAGGAUCGUCCCUAUGUUCUCGACGACAUCACGCCCGAAGAUCUACCCGGAGUCACCAAGAUGCCACACGACUUCUUCCAAGAACAACCUGUCCAAAAUGCACAGGUGUACUAUAUUCGUCGUGUUCUGCAUGACUGGCAGGAUAAAGACGCUGCGCGGAUCAUGAAAGCCAUUGCCCCCGCCAUGGCAAAAGAUAGCCGCAUUAUCAUUUCGGACAUGGCAAUCCCCGAGCCGGUCACGUUGCGAGAUGCUGGAGCCGUCUGGCUGGAUCUCAUGAUGAUGAGCAUUGGAGGCAAAGAGCGGACGGUGCGUGACUGGGAAAAACUGGCCGAGCUGAGUGGGUUGAGACUGGUGCGCGUGUGGCAGGAGCCCGAGAAAUUCGGCCCUCUCUGCGUCGUGGAAUACAAGCUUUGGAACUGUGACGAAGAGAGCCCGGCUCGCGAUGAGACAUCAGACAACACGACAUAUGAUGAGGCCGAAAUGGCUACCCCACGGAUGCCCGCUUUCGACGCAGCUUCCCCCCUGGAGGCUGACAUAGAGCCUCUGGACUCGAGAGAGGUCGAUUGGGAGGAACGAACCGUGUUCGGCGAUCGAGAGCAUAGCCUGGAGCCUUCAGAGUCUUGA
Messenger RNA from Capronia epimyces CBS 606.96, 1425 nucleotides. RefSeq lists its product as uncharacterized. Gene Ontology annotation, molecular function: O-methyltransferase activity. The transcript has 4 exons. NCBI's taxonomy places the organism in Eukaryota, Fungi, Ascomycota, Eurotiomycetes, Chaetothyriales, Herpotrichiellaceae. Bases 1 to 1425 code for a protein of 474 amino acids. The record is from RefSeq and is a predicted model, not a curated record.